Molecule: messenger RNA, 1849 nt
Organism: Pongo pygmaeus (Bornean orangutan)
Lineage: Eukaryota; Metazoa; Chordata; Mammalia; Primates; Hominidae
Gene: IFIT5
Product: interferon induced protein with tetratricopeptide repeats 5
Exons: 2
Coding region: 241-1689 (482 amino acids)
Biological process (GO): defense response to virus
Cellular component (GO): cytosol
Molecular function (GO): protein binding; RNA binding
Source: RefSeq, a predicted model, not a curated record
UUUCUGAGCGCUCGGCAUCUGAUUCAAUUUCCAGUUUCCUGUUCUUGCUGGGGAUGGUGUCUCUCCUUUAACAAAGACACGCCCCGCGGCGGAGUCCCAGGGCCGCCGAGGCCUGGCGCGCACGCGCACGCGCACGCGCACGCACACGCCCACCGCGCGGGUUCCAGAGGUCCCAGGUGCUGAGGAGAGAGAGAACGCGAGGGACUGCGCCGCCCGGACGGCCUGCAGAGCGCUGCCAUCAUGAGUGAAAUUCCUAAGGACACCUUGAAGGCCAUUCUGUUGGAGUUAGAAUGUCAUUUUACAUGGAAUUUACUUAAGGAAGACAUUGAUCUGUUUGAGGUGGAAGAUACAAUUGGGCAACAGCUUGAAUUUCUUACCACAAAAUCUAGACUUGCUCUUUAUAACCUAUUGGCCUAUGUGAAACACCUAAAAGGCCAAAAUAAAGACGCCCUUGACUGCUUGGAACAAGCAGAAGAAAUAAUCCAGCAAGAACACUCAGACAAAGAAGAAGUACGAAGCCUGGUCACUUGGGGAAACUAUGCCUGGGUGUAUUAUCACAUGGACCAGCUUGAAGAAGCUCAGAAGUAUACAGGUAAGAUAGGGAAUGUCUGCAAGAAAUUGUCCAGUCCUUCUAACUACAAGUUGGAGUGUCCUGAGACUGACUGUGAGAAAGGGUGGGCACUCUUGAAAUUUGGAGGAAAGUAUUAUCGAAAGGCUAAAGCGGCUUUUGAGAAGGCUCUGGAAGUGGAGCCUGACAAUCCAGAAUUUAACAUCGGCUAUGCUAUCACAGUGUAUCGGCUGGACGAUUCUGAUAGAGAAGGGUCUGUAAAGAGCUUUUCUCUGGGGCCUUUGAGAAAGGCUGUUACCCUGAACCCAGAUAACAGCUACAUUAAGGUUUUUCUGGCACUGAAGCUUCAAGAUGUACAUGCAGAAGCUGAAGGGGAAAAGUAUAUUGAAGAAAUCCUGGACCAAAUAUCAUCCCAGCCUUACGUCCUUCGUUAUGCAGCCAAGUUCUAUAGGAGAAAAAAUUCCUGGAACAAAGCUCUCGAACUUUUAAAAAAGGCCUUGGAGGUGACACCAACUUCUUCUUUCCUGCAUCACCAGAUGGGACUUUGCUACAGGGCACAAAUGAUCCAAAUCAAGAAGGCCACACACAACAGACCUAAAGGAAAGGAUAAACUAAAGGUUGAUGAGCUGAUUUCAUCUGCUAUAUUUCAUUUCAAAGCAGCCAUGGAACGAGACUCUAUGUUUGCAUUUGCCUACACAGACCUGGCCAACAUGUAUGCUGAAGGAGGCCAGUAUAGCAAUGCUGAGGACAUUUUCCGGAAAGCUCUUUGUCUGGAGCACAUAACCGAUGAUCACAAACAUCAGAUCCAUUACCACUAUGGCCGCUUUCAGGAAUUUCACCGUAAAUCAGAAAAUACUGCCAUCCAUCAUUAUUUAGAAGCCUUAAAGGUCAAAGACAGAUCGCCCCUUCGCACCAAACUGACAAGUGCUCUGAAGAAAUUGGCUACCAAGAGACUUUGUCACAAUGCUUUAGAUGUGCAGAGUUUAAGUGCCCUAGGGUUUGUUUACAAGCUGGAAGGAGAAAAGAGGCAAGCUGCUGAGUACUAUGAGAAGGCACAAAAGAUAGAUCCAGAAAAUGCAGAAUUCCUUACUGCUCUCUGUGAGCUCCGACUUUCCAUUUAAAUACAUACUCUAGGAAAUUAGCUCUAAGUUUUUCCCUCCAUUUUGGGUUCUUCUGUUUUUUUUUUUUUAUUGUUUUAAUCCAUUGUUUAUUAUAGAGCUAAUAUUUAUUGAAUAGUUAUUGUGUACCAAGCAUUGUACUAAAUAUAUGCAUUAUGAUGAA